Penicillium argentinense is the source of this 3414-nucleotide messenger RNA. Its product is annotated as leucine--tRNA ligase CDC60. The transcript is spliced from 4 exons. The record is from RefSeq and is a predicted model, not a curated record. Lineage: Eukaryota; Fungi; Ascomycota; Eurotiomycetes; Eurotiales; Aspergillaceae. Gene Ontology annotation, molecular function: aminoacyl-tRNA deacylase activity; ATP binding; leucine-tRNA ligase activity. Gene Ontology annotation, biological process: leucyl-tRNA aminoacylation. Bases 1 to 3414 code for a protein of 1137 amino acids.
AUGGCAGCCGCCGCUGCAUCUGCUGAGCUCGACCCGAGCAACAGCUCCAAGAACACUCUCAAGCUCGAAAACGUUGACUUGCCCCUCCCCCUCCGUCGCAUGCACCCGACCGAGAAGCGUGAUACCCUGAUCGCAAUUGAGAAGAAAUACCAGGCGCAAUGGAAAGAUAACAAGGUUUUCGAAGUCGAUGCGCCCUCCUUCGCCGAGGUGCCUCAGGGCUCCAUGUCCCCCGCUGAGCUGCGUGAGAAGCACCCCAAGUUCUUUGGUACCAUGGCAUACCCCUACAUGAACGGUACCUUGCACGCCGGUCACAGUUUCACUGCCAGUAAGGUCGAGUUCAUGACCGGCUUUGCCCGCAUGGAGGGCAAGCGGGCCUUGUUCCCGCUCGGAUUCCACUGCACUGGUAUGCCCAUCAAGGCCUGUGCCGACAAGCUGCGUGAUGAGGUCAAGAUGUUUGGUCAGAACUUUGAGGGAUACAAGGAAGAGGAAGAGGCUGCAGUCCCUGCUGCGCCCACUCAGGAGUCCAAGCCGGAGGUUAAGGAGCAGGCCGAGAAGUUCUCGGGCAAGAAGAGCAAGGCUGCCGCUAAGACCGUGAAAAUGAAGUACCAGUUCCAGAUCAUGCUGGCCAUUGGUGUCCCACUGGAGGAUAUUCACAAGUUCGCCGAUGCCAACCACUGGCUGCACCACUUCCCUCCCCUUGCCAUCCGCGAUCUCGACAGCAUGGGUGCUCGUGUCGAUUGGCGCCGUCAGUUCGUCACUACCGACGCCAACCCCUACUACGAUGCGUUCGUUCGCUGGCAAAUGAACCGCCUCCACGAACUCGGCAAGAUUAUGUACGGUAACCGUUACACCAUCUACUCGCCCAAGGAUGGCCAGCCUUGCAUGGACCACGACCGCACUGAGGGUGAGGGAAUUGGUCCCCAGGAAUACACUGCGCUGAAACUGCAGGUCAAGGAGUGGUCGCCCAAGGUGGCCGAGCUCGUCAAGGGCAAGGUUGAGGAGGACGCCAAGGUUUAUUUUGUCCCCGCUACUCUGCGUCCCGAGACCAUGUACGGUCAGACCAACUGCUUCGUCGGUCCCAAGAUCAACUACGGUCUGUUCAAGCUGAAGGAGAAGGAAUAUGUUGUUGUCACCAAGCGUGCUGCUUGGAACAUGGCCUUCCAGGGUCACUUCUUCGGAGACAAGUUCCCCAAGACCCAGGAUGAGCUGCCUCUUGUCUUUGAGGCCCCUGGCUCGGACUUCGUUGGUACCUUGAUCAAUGCUCCUCUGUCCUUCCACACCGAGGGUGUCUACAUCCUGCCCAUGGAUGGCGUCUCUGCUUCCAAGGGUACUGGUGUUGUUACUUCCGUUCCUUCGGACAGCCCCGAUGACUAUGCUACCUUGAUGGACUUGAUCAAGAAGGCCGACUACUACGGCAUCAAGAAGGAAUGGGCCGAGAAGGAGAUUCAUCCUCUUAUUGAGACCCCCACUUACGGCAACCUGACUGCCCCUACUCUGGUCAAGCAGCUGAAGAUCAACUCCCCCAAGGACGUAAACCAGCUGGCUCAGGCCAAGGAGCUCGCCUACAUGGAGGGCUUCUACAAGGGUACCAUGAUUGUGGGCGAGUUCAAGGGCGAGCCCGUCAGCUCUGUCAAGGACAAGAUCCGCAAGUCGCUCUACGACAGCGGCGAUGCCUUCCCCUUCGCUGAUCCCAUGGGCAAGGUCGUCUCGCGCAGUGGCGACGACUGUGUUGUUGCUUACCUCGGCCAGUGGUUCCUGAAUUACGGAGAGAACGACGCCCAGUGGCAGCAGGAGACCCUGGGACACGUUGUCAACACCCUCAACACCUACGCCGCGGAGACUAAGAACGGAUUUGAGAAGAACCUGUCGUGGCUGAACCGCUGGGCCUGCGCUCGUACCUACGGUCUUGGCUCCAAGCUGCCCUGGGACCAGCAGUUCCUGGUGGAGAGUCUGAGUGACAGUACUGUCUACAUGGCUUACUACACCAUCGCACACCUUCUGCACGGUGACCGGUAUGGUAAGACCUCUGGUCCUCUGAACAUUACUGCUGAGCAGAUGACCGACGAGGUGUGGGAUUACAUCUUCACCCGCCGCGAGAUCGACGAUGCCCUGGUCUCCAAGAGCGGUAUCUCCAAGGACGCUCUGCUGCAGAUGCGCCGCGAAUUCGAGUACUGGUACCCUCUCGAUGUCCGUGUUUCCGGCAAGGAUCUGAUCCAGAACCACCUUACCUUCUUCCUGUACAUACACGUUGCUCUGUUCCCGCCUGAGUACUGGCCCCGUGGUGUCCGUGCCAACGGUCACUUGCUUCUGAACGGUGAAAAGAUGAGCAAGAGUACUGGUAACUUCUUGACUCUGAAGGAUGCCGUCGACAAGUUCGGUGCUGAUGCCACUCGUAUUGCCUUCGCCGACGCUGGUGACAGCAUCGAGGAUGCCAACUUCGAGGAGGCUGUUGCAAACAGCAACAUUCUGCGUCUGCACACCCUCAAGGACUGGAUCCAGGAGGUCUCCAAGGAUGAGACCCUGCGUACCGGUCCUGCUGAUGCCUUUGCCGACAGGCUGUUCGACAACGAACUGAACACUCUGGUCCGUGAGACCCAGAAGAACUACCAGGACACCAACUUCAAGCUCGCCCUCAAGUCUGGCCUGUACGACUUCACCAGUGCCCGUGACUCUUACCGUGAGGCUGCUAUUGCUGCCGGAGUGGGCAUGCACAAGGAUGUUAUCCUGCGCUAUAUUGAGCUGCAGGCCCUCAUGCUGGCACCGAUCACUCCUCACUGGUCCGAGUACAUUUGGCUCGAGGUCCUUAAGAAGCCCGAGACCAUCCACUACGCUCAAUUCCCUACCGUGCCGGAGCCCUCUCACGAGCUGUCUGCCGCCCAGGCCUACGUCCGCGGUACCGCCUCAAACAUCCUGUCCUCCGAGGGCGCCUUCGCCAAGAAGCUGUCCAAGGGCAAGACUUCGACCUUCGACCCGCGCAAGCCGAAGAAGCUCACCAUCUUCGCUGCCAAGAAGUACCCCGCCUGGCAGGAGAAGUACAUUGACCUCGUGCGCGAGGCCUUUGACUCUCUUAACAUCUCCUUCAACGACAAGGAGCUCAACGCCAAGGUAGGCAAGCUUGGUGAGAUGAAGAAGGCCAUGCCUUUCGUUCAGAACCUGAAGCGCCGCCUGGUCAAUGGUCGUGAGGCUCCCGAGAACGUCUUCGAGCGCAAGCUGCCCUUCGACGAGUUCGUCGUCCUUUCCGAGAUGCUGGAUGGCCUUAAGCGUACCUCCGGCUACAAGGAGGUUGAGGUCAUCGCUGUUGACGAGGGUGGUAAGACCGGCGAGGUUCUUGGUACUGGUGAGAAGAAGGAGGGUCUCCAGGCUGAAAAUGCCGUGCCUGGCCAGCCUACCUUUGUCUUCUCCAACGUCGAGUAA